This is a messenger RNA of Puccinia graminis f. sp. tritici CRL 75-36-700-3, 819 nucleotides long. RefSeq lists its product as uncharacterized. Gene Ontology annotation, biological process: protein folding in endoplasmic reticulum. The transcript is spliced from 5 exons. The record is from RefSeq and is a predicted model, not a curated record. Bases 102 to 737 code for a protein of 211 amino acids. NCBI's taxonomy places the organism in Eukaryota, Fungi, Basidiomycota, Pucciniomycetes, Pucciniales, Pucciniaceae. Gene Ontology annotation, cellular component: EMC complex.
CAAGAGUUUCAAAUCUGCUCAUCAACCACCAACGGCGUCAUCCUAUUCCUCAUCCACCACACAUACUCCGAAAACCAGCCACAAAGCGAGCCAGCCGAACGAUGUCAAGCUCAACGAAACCACCAAGCCCACAACUGCCAUUGAUCGACCUACGAUCGAGACCUAGCCUAGGAUUCCGUGUUCCAAAUCCCCCUCUAUGUAAAGAAGAAGCCCAAUCGAAAACAUUGUCCAAACAAUCGACCCAGAAUUUCUCAACGAGCCGGGGCAAAACACAGGAUGAGAUCGAGCUGAACAGUUUGCGCCAGAAGAAAGCCUGGGAUCUUGCACUUGCGCCAGCCAAGCAAGUCCCCAUGCAAGGAUUCAUGAUGUGGAUGAGCGGGACUGGUGUGCAAAUCUUCAGUGUGAUGAUGGUUUAUAUGUUGAUCAAGGGAGCCAUCACAGCCUGCAUCUCAGUCAACACCACCUUCCAACCAUUCGAAUCCACCCUCCCAUCGAGCUCGACCACCUCACCAGCUUCUUCUUCAAAACGACCCCCGAAAACUCCGAAACCCAAGUCGUUGGUCCCCCAGAAACUGACUUUCAUCGCCUGUCAAUCGUUGCUAUUGCUCCUCGGACUGUGGAAGGUUAAUGGGAUGGGCUUGUUGCCCACGAGGUUGUCGGAUUGGAUCAUGUACGAAAAAAGACCGUCCUGGGCCCUUCGACAACCCAUGGACUCGUUUACAGUUUUCAGUCCUUAAAGUAUGACCUUUCUUAUUCUUGUUUAUUUUGAAUUCUCUAAAUAUAUUUCUAUGUAAAGAAAUGAAACAUAUAGAUCAUCAG